AAGGGACAAGACUGGGAAAUGGGGGUAGGGGAGAGGGUGGAAGCCCCACCUAGGGCGGUGGCCUGUAAAGGGAAAAGGACAGACAGGAACCUGGGAAAGAAGCAGGAUGGCAGCAGGGGCAACGGCUGGAACCUGGAUGCUGGUCCUCAGUUUAUGGGGGACAGUAGUAGGCGGUCAAAACAUCACAGCCCGGAUGGGGGAGCCAUUGGUGCUGAACUGUAAGGGGGCCCCCAAGAAACCACCCCAGCAACUGGAAUGGAAGCUGAAUACAGGCCGGACAGAAGCUUGGAAGGUCCUGUCUCCCCAGGGAAGCCCCUGGGACAGUGUGGCUCGUGUCCUCCCCAACGGCUCCCUCCUUCUUCCGGCAGUUGGGAUACAGGAUGAGGGGACUUUCCGGUGCCGGGCAACGAACAGGCAUGGAAAGGAGACCAAGUCCAACUACCGGGUCCGAGUCUACCAAAUUCCUGGGAAGCCAGAAAUUAUAGAUCCUGCUUCUGAACUCAUGGCUGGUAUCCCCAAUAAGGUGGGAACAUGUGUGUCCGAGGGAGGCUACCCUGCGGGGACUCUUAGCUGGCACUUGGAUGGGAAACCCCUGAUACCUGAUGGAAAAGGAGUGUCUGUGAAGGAAGAGAUCAGGAGACACCCCGAGACAGGGCUCUUCACACUCCAGUCAGAGCUGAUGGUGACCCCAGCCCGGGGAGGAACUGCCCACCCCACCUUCUCCUGCAGCUUCAGCCCAGGCAUUCCUCGGCGCAGGGCCUUGAACACAGCCCCGAUCCAGCCCAGUGUCUGGGAGCCUGUGCCUCUGGAGGAGGUUCGAUUGGUGGUGGAGCCAGAAGGGGGAGCAGUAGUUCCUGGUGGGACUGUGACCUUGACCUGUGAAGCCCCGGCCCAGCCUCCUCCUCAAAUUCACUGGGUGAAGGAUGGCAUGCCCCUACCCCUUCCCCCUAGCCCCAUCCUGCUCCUCCCUGAGGUAGAACCUCAGGACCAGGGGACCUACAGCUGUGUAGCUACACAUCCCAGCCAUGGGUCCCAGGAAAGUCGUUCGGUCAGCAUCAGCAUCAUAGAAACUGGUGAGGAUGGGCCAACCACAGGAGAUGUGGGAGGAUCAGGGCUGGGAACUCUAGCCUUAGUCCUGGGGAUCCUGGGAGGUCUGGGGAUAGCCACCCUGCUCAUUGGGAUCAUCAUAUGGAGAAGGAGGCGACUCCGUGGAGAGGAGAGGAAGGCCCCAGAAAACCAGGAGGAAGAGGAGGAACGUACAGAGUUGAAUCAGUCAGAGGAGCCGGAGGCAGCUGAGAGUGGAACAGGAGGGCCUUAAGGGAGCCCCAAGACAGAUCCUGUCCUUCAGCUCCCUUGCUUUUCUCCCUUGAACUGUGCUGGCCCCAAACCCUCCCUGUACAAUCUCUACCUCACCUCGCCACACUUUCUUCCACAACCAGAGCCCUCUGCAAACCAUGCUGAGUAAACACCUGACACAUCA
Molecule: messenger RNA, 1480 nt
Organism: Sciurus carolinensis (gray squirrel)
Lineage: Eukaryota; Metazoa; Chordata; Mammalia; Rodentia; Sciuridae
Gene: Ager
Product: advanced glycosylation end-product specific receptor
Exons: 11
Coding region: 107-1318 (403 amino acids)
Biological process (GO): regulation of p38MAPK cascade; regulation of inflammatory response
Cellular component (GO): plasma membrane
Molecular function (GO): signaling receptor activity
Source: RefSeq, a predicted model, not a curated record